UCUCUCGGCGCACCUCCCACGCCAUCUGUGGAAAGUAUGGAGGCGAGACAAGCUGAACUCCUCGGAAUCCCGCGACAAACCUCUUUCUCCUCCACUGCCACCAGUCCGAGUGCAGCCGAAGCUACAUCCCCGUCAGCGAUGGACCUGACUUCUCCAAUCAACCCGACAAAUCACGAAUUCGCUUUCCUUCUCACGCCGCACUUACCGUACGAACCUGACUUCGCGACUACAUUCUCCACGCUAUGCGACACGUUGAUCGACACGUAUGCGAAACUACUGGAAUUGAUCACGGGUCCAGAAGCGUGUAAUGGACAGGUUGGAGCAGAGUUUGUGAAGGCGGACAAGGCGAUUCGGAAGGUACUAGUUGUCAAUGCGGUGCGGGAGCUGGAAGAAGGAACGAGGACAGGAUUGAAGGCAGAGGUGGGCGGCUUGGGAAAGCUGGUUCUGGGUGGAUUGAUGUGAACGGCAUGAGAUUGUGAGGAUGUGGUUGUUGGAUUUUGGAAGGGCCAUGUGAUGGGAAGAGAAGGAAGACGGAACGAUAUACCCCCUACUUAUGCUGACGAUGUGCAUAUGCCAUUUUGCAGGAAUUUGAUAGCAACACGU
Messenger RNA from Zymoseptoria tritici IPO323, 603 nucleotides. RefSeq lists its product as uncharacterized. The transcript has a single exon. The record is from RefSeq and is a predicted model, not a curated record. Bases 37 to 462 code for a protein of 141 amino acids. NCBI's taxonomy places the organism in Eukaryota, Fungi, Ascomycota, Dothideomycetes, Mycosphaerellales, Mycosphaerellaceae.